GUGAAGACCUGUAGUGAAUUCCCAGUUGCCCACUUGGCAGGACAAGGUACGUAGGUUGAUCCUUUCUUACCCUUUGAUAUAUAUCCAAAACUCUGGCGUUAUCUUUUCAUCUCCUAUAUAAGGAACCAUUUUGUAACCUAAAUAUUAUAUUCCAAAUUUGGACUUCUUUCAUUUUGAUUCACAUUCUAUGAGACAAAAAAGAAUGGCAGCCAUUAGUCUCGAUCCAAGUCUAAGCCUACAACAUAUUUCCGAUCACCGUCACCAGGCUAUGAUCGAGGAAAUUGAAGGGCUCAUAAGAGUGUACGAAGAUGGACAUGUGGAAAGACCCCAGAUUGUUCCAUGUGUCACAAGCGCACUGUCUUUGAAGCUUGGGGUGACUUCUCGGGAUAUGGUCAUUGACAAGUUCACAAACAUUUGGGCACGUUUUUAUGUCCCAGCAGCUGUCUGCCAUGGGAAGCUCCCUUUGCUUGUCUAUUUCCAUGGAGGCGGCUUCUGUGUUGGCUCGGCUGCCUGGAGCUGCUACCAUGAGUUUUUGGCAAGGCUAUCAGCCGAAGCCGGUUGCCUGAUCAUGUCGGUAAAUUAUCGUUUGGCACCGGAAAAUCCUCUUCCUGCCGCUUAUGAAGACGGAUUAACGGCUCUUAUUUGGUUGAAACAACAAUCUUUACGUGGGGCCAGUGAUCAUCAAUGGUGGUCUAGGCUGUGUAAUUUCUCUAAAAUAUUCCUAGCCGGUGACAGCGCCGGUGCCAAUAUAGCCCACAAUGUGGCCACAAGGCUCGGUUCUAAAAAUGCAGUCGAAGCAACGUCUUUGAAGCCUUUAAGUCUAAAGGGUACUAUUCUAAUACAACCAUUUUUCGGCGGAGAGGCUCGGACACAGUCAGAGAAUUAUAUGGUUCAACCGCCUCGUUCGGCGCUGAGCUUAGCUGCUUCCGAUGCAUAUUGGCGGUUGGCUUUACCGGCUGGAGCUAACCGUGACCAUCCAUGGUGCAACCCUUUGUCGAACAAACUGGAGGAUUUAAAGCUUUUGCCUGCCAUGGUGUGCAUAUCAGAGAUGGAUAUACUAAAAGACAGAAACUUGGAAUUCUGUUCAGCUUUGGCGAGAGCAGGUAAGAGGAGCGAGUACGUGGUGUACAAAGGUGUAGGGCAUGCAUUUCAGGUUCUGAGUAGGGCCCAGGUCUCACAAACCCGAACCCUUGAAAUGGUGGCUCAUAUCAAGGCCUUUAUUACUCGAUGACUCAUCUCGAUCUGUGUACAUGUGCUUGUGUUUGAACUUUUGACUGAAAUAAAAAAUCUUUUCCCUGUCA
Messenger RNA from Alnus glutinosa, 1301 nucleotides. Its product is annotated as probable carboxylesterase 6. The transcript has a single exon. The record is from RefSeq and is a predicted model, not a curated record. NCBI's taxonomy places the organism in Eukaryota, Viridiplantae, Streptophyta, Magnoliopsida, Fagales, Betulaceae. Gene Ontology annotation, molecular function: hydrolase activity. The coding region runs from base 188 to 1231 and encodes 347 amino acids.